AUGCAUAAAACAAAUUUAACUGUUGGGGCUUUUUCGAUACCAUUCGCCGAAGGAUUCGCUGAAAAAGACGGUCAAGUUGUUCCUAAAUUGAAGUCUCUUAAACGAUUUGCAGCCAUUCUCUCGAAUUAUGGCCCUUUCAACUUGAAAUUCAUUCUACCCGAGGAAGGACAAAUGGGUGUACUAUCAGAAACUGGUUAUCAUGAUGGAGUUUUGGGUUUAUUACAAGAAGGGAAGGCUGAUAUGUGCUUCUCGCUUUUACCGUUGGAUAUCCAGAAAGCUCCUGGUUAUUUCUCUGCCGUUAUAUCAGAAGACAGGUUCUACAUAUUUAGUACACGCGAUCUGCAUCCUGAGGACUCAGCAGUUGUUUCAAGUCUAACAUCAAUCACCGUGAUUCCUCUGUUAUUGGCUAUUCUCGCUAUUUUAAUAUUGGAAUUUACAGUUGUUAAACAUUUCAAACUUGAAGCAUUGGUUACAGCUAUCUUUAGAUCCUUUGGUAUCACAUUUCAUCAGCAUUUUUAUAACCGUUCAGCAUGGCUUUGCUUGGUUCAAAUGUUUAUCCUAAUGUUUCCAGUAUUCAUCUUUAGUGCUGCAUUCAGAACCCAAACUAUUGUAGGAACUGCAGAUUACAAGAUUGAUACAUUGAGAGAUGUUAUCGAUCAGGGAAAGAUACCAUUUUUCCUUGAAGGCAUUUCGCUGCACGACUUUUUCAAAGCCAAAGUAACCAAAGAUUAUGCUGAUAAUUAUGAACGAGCUGUAACUGAAGGGUUAGAAAAGCCCUUUCCGUUAGGACGCCUUCCCGAAUUUGAAAGGAAGGAGCUGAUGAUAACUUUCGUCUCUGGUGUUGGAAAGAAACUAGCUCCGUUAAUGACUUCAGUUUCUGGUUUUACCGACAUCAAUCGAGAAGGCUAUUAUUCAGCAAAGCCUUUUCAUAAAUCUUUGCAAGCUAUACUUUUUAGCUUCAAUGCAUCUGAGAACAUCAGAAAAAGGUUUGAUACUAUUGCUAGUCGGGACUUUCAAAGUGGAAUCGUUCAAAAAAUGGAAGGAGAUAUUUACAUAGAUUUUAUGCUUUCUUUUUAUCCAACUACCUUAUUCGAAUUUCACAAAUCUGAAGUUCCUCCAAAAAUUAAUGAUUUCACUUGGAAACCAUUAAGUUUUACAAAGAAAAUUGAAAAACUAUUAAAUGAUUUAAAUAAAGACUCGAAUAAUUUUGCAAAUGAUUCCUAA
Molecule: messenger RNA, 1224 nt
Organism: Tetranychus urticae (two-spotted spider mite)
Lineage: Eukaryota; Metazoa; Arthropoda; Arachnida; Trombidiformes; Tetranychidae
Source: RefSeq, a predicted model, not a curated record